UGAAAGACGAGAAACUGUUGAUUCCGAAAUGUUUUGUUCGUCAUGCAAACGAGUGGACUUGGAGCUUCAUGAAAUAAAACGAAGGAUUUGCGACAAUGGGCAUAUAUUUUGUAAAACUUGUGAUGUUGGAGCUGAAAAUUGCAUUAUUUGUGAUCAAAAAGUUAAGAAUUUUAUUCAUGUUGAGAUCAACAACGACAUCCCAAGAAUCUGCUAUUCCGAAAUUCCAGAACCUUCACAAGACAAAAUUGAAGAAAUUUCUGUAAAAGCAACAGAAAAUGAAGAUUCAGACUCUGACAGUAGCUUCCUUGAAAUCAUGAAAGGACUCGAUGAGUACGAAAAUUGCUGCAACAAGGCUGAAUGUGAGAAGAAACCAAUCGUCGGAUGUAUUCAAGUUAUUGGACAUAAACAUGUUGAUUCAACACUUUCAGUCAUUCUGGAUGAAGAAGAUGAGAAGGAGAUGAUAAAGAAUUUUUCUGGAAUAGCUGAAGUCCAGAAAGAAAAGCCAAUUGUUAAGGUUCAUGAAUCAAAUGUAAAGUUUUGCAAUUCCACAUCAUCAUCGAAAAAGACACAAAUUUUAAGUAACAAGCCAGAGUCAAGCAUGAAAAGUCCGAUUCAUAGUUCACGCAGCACUUGCUUUGGUGACCGUGGUGAGUCACUGAUUGUCAACAAAUCAUCGACUCGUGAAGUCUUCAGUGAGUCGCGUCACUCAUGUCAAACUUUCUCAAGCCGAAGUGAAUGUUUUGUAGAUGAAGUUCAAUCAGUUGUUGAAAAUUCACAGCCAGCCUCCGCAUAUCAGCUCUAUAAAAAUGAAGCAGCCAUAAAUGAAUCGGAAACGGCAAAUUUCACAUCAUUGAGUGCCUCGCGUAUUGAAGCUUCUCCACCGGAAGAGAAAAAAGAUUCGAAAACUCCAUUCAAUGCCUGCCGUGUCAAGUUCACACCCGUCUAUCGAUGCGAAUAUAAUUUUCCAGCUCAAAUGGAACCGGUUGAGUUUUAUGAGCCCGAAGAUGGUGAUGAUACUGCCGAGUCAUUGGAAAAUGUCGCACUUAAUUUACCUCGAUUGCCAAUCACUUGUCCAUGCUCAUUCUGUGAAAUGAUCACGACACCGACUGAUUUCUUUUCGCAUAUCACUAUUGAUCAUCCUUAUAUUGAGACUGUGAAAUUGGCGCCAAAUAAGGUUGUGAAUUGUGUAUUUAGUCCGUCUGGAAAUGUCAAUUUUGUGAGAUGUCAUCAAAUGUUCUUGUUGAGUGGUAAGAUGAUCAACAUCGGGUACGGACCAUUCAAAAACUGCCUUCCAAUCCUCCUUCUCACAUGUAAAUUCAACUUACGAGAAAUUUUCGGUUCCUCAUCAAUGUCCAAUCAAGCCAGUCAAAAAUCCGAAGAAGUUCUCUGCGUCUGGUUGACAAGUGUCUAUCAACAUCCAGUCAACUACUCCCUUAAUGUUUGGAAGCAUGGACGAGACAUAAAUGAUCGAAACUUUAUCAAAUGCAUCUCAACAAGCUCAUCGUGCCUUAAUAUAAAGGAAACGAAUAUACAAAUUGUCACAAAUGUUUUGUCCUUAACAAAUGAUGAGUAUGAGACAGUUAAGGAUGAAGAGGACAUGAUUCAUUGCCAAAUUGUUUUCAAUUAAAAUAACUUCUUUUUUUAUUGCCAUUGCCAAUUGCUUGCUUAUGUAUAAAAAUUACUUAUGAUAUAAUAAAUAUUAAUGUUGAUGACAUCAAUGAACCAAGCAUAUAAAUCAGCUAGUUUACCGAAAGUAUUCGUCAAGAUCUAAAUCAUAGUCAUCAUCUUGUUUCUUCGAUGCAUGCUUCUUGGUGAUCUCGAAACUCGCUUCCUUCCUCUUAUCUAAAAAAUCCUCAAACCAGUCAGAAUCUGUGUCAAUUUGAACUUUAUUCUUAUUCUUCUUGCGCUUAUUCUUAGUGCUGGUCUUUUUAUUAUGAUUGUUAGAUGUCAUGGAUGGAUAUGGAUUAUAAUAUGUGUAAGGACUUGCAAAGUUAUUAGUAUUAGGAUUGUAUGUAUUAGGUCUAUUGUUAUUAUUAUUAUUAUUAUGUGGCCAUGCACUACUGUAUGGUUUAUAUUGUGGACGAUAAUAAUCAUUAAAUGAUGAGCUUGUGGGUUGAUAAUUAUGAACUACUUGCGGACUACCCUGAGUCAUUGUGUUAGGAUUAAGAAAAUGAUCAUUACUAAAGACAGAUGAAUCAACAUUACUUUGUGGUGGCAUAAAAACACCUUGCUGUGUGCCAGCCGGUGGAAUAUAAUCA
This is a messenger RNA of Chironomus riparius, 2258 nucleotides long. Lineage: Eukaryota; Metazoa; Arthropoda; Insecta; Diptera; Chironomidae. The record is from the annotation of a GenBank genome assembly.